Molecule: messenger RNA, 1896 nt
Organism: Choloepus didactylus (southern two-toed sloth)
Lineage: Eukaryota; Metazoa; Chordata; Mammalia; Pilosa; Megalonychidae
Gene: EPCAM
Product: epithelial cell adhesion molecule
Exons: 9
Coding region: 108-1052 (314 amino acids)
Cellular component (GO): membrane; bicellular tight junction
Molecular function (GO): cadherin binding involved in cell-cell adhesion
Source: RefSeq, a predicted model, not a curated record
UCCGCCCCGUCGCACGCCCAGAACGCGCAGUACCUAGUCGAGAUCCUAUCCUCGGCCCGUUCGGAGACGACCUCGCCGCUGCCGUCCUGACGCGCACCACCCGCAGCAUGGCGCCCCCUCAGGUUCUCGCGUUUGGGCUCCUGCUCGCAGCAGCUACGGCGGCGGUGGCCGCGGCUCAGAAAGAUUGUGUCUGUGAAAACUAUAAGCUGACCACAAACUGCUCUGUUAACACCAAUGGUCAAUGCCAGUGUAUGUCAAUUGGUACACAAAAUACAGUUAUUUGCUCAAAAUUGGCUACCAAAUGUUUGGUGAUGAAGGCAGAAAUGACUGGCUCAAAGUCUGGAAGAAGAGCAAAACCUGAAGGGGCUAUCCAGAACAAUGAUGGGCUUUAUGACCCUGACUGUGAUGAGAAGGGACUCUUUAAAGCCAGGCAGUGCAAUGGCACUGCCACGUGCUGGUGUGUGAACACUGCUGGGGUCAGAAGAACCGAUAAGGACACUGAAAUAACAUGCUCUGAACGUGUGAGGACCUACUGGAUCAUCGUUGAAUUAAAACACAAAACAAGAGAAAAACCUUAUGAUUUUGAGAGUUUGCGGACUGCUCUGGAGGAGGCAAUCACAACUCGUUAUCAACUGGAUCCAAAAUAUAUCACAAACAUUCUGUAUGAGAAUGAUGUUAUCACUAUUGAUCUGGUGCAAAAUUCUUCUCAGAAAACUCAGAAUGAUGUGGAUAUAGCUGACGUGGCUUAUUAUUUUGAAAAAGAUGUUAAAGGUGAAUCCUUAUUCCAUUCCAGUAGCAUGGACCUGAGAGUAAAUGGUGAACAACUAGAUCUAGAUCCUGGUCAAACUUUAAUUUACUACGUUGAUGAAAAACCACCUGAAUUUUCAAUGCAGGGUCUAAAAGCUGGUAUUAUUGCUGUCAUUGUGGUUGUGAUAAUAGCAGUUAUUGCUGGAAUUGUUGUGCUGGUUAUUUCCAGAAAGAAGAGUAUGACAAAGUACGAGAAAGCUGAGAUAAAGGAGAUGGGUGAGAUGCAUAGGGAACUCAAUGCGUAACUAAUAUAAUUUGAAGUGAAACUACAAGAAGGGAAAUUAGCAAACGGACUCAGAUUUCAAAUGUAUGAGCGUGGGAAUGAAGAGAUCUUUUUGGAUCAUUAUUUUGUUAGUUAAUGUCAUAUAUUUGUAAUAGUGAAACUUGUGCUCAAAAUGUAAGCAGCUUGAAAUUGGCUUUCCCAAUCUUAAAAUAUGACCACACGUGUCUUAAAUAUGCAGAUUUAAUACAAAACCCAGAAUUUAGACUGCAUAGUUAAAAUUAUGCAUAACAUUGGAGAGUGUAUUAAAUACGCUUCUAGCAUAGUGUUUGAAUGACUAUAGUCUCAUUUAUGAUUGAAAGCUGCUUUUCUGUUUACUUUUUGAGUCUUGUACAUAUUGUUUUCUCUAAUUUCUUUAAACUUUUUUUAUGAACUAUGAAAUAAAACAUGUUUAAACUGAAUUUCCUAACUUUGUAUCAUAUUGAAUCAGAUUUCAUAGUGUAUUCUUAAGAUAACAGGUUAAGAAUUAUUCUGAAUGCUAAUUACAAAUUAGUUUUGCCUGAGUACUAAUAACCAUGUAUAUUCAAUAUAAAAUGUAUAAUGUAAUAUUGUAACUUCACAGAAAAAUCUAUUUUAUUCUGAAUGAAUCGUAAGAUUCUCUUCUAGACGAAGAUUGGCGUUUUGGUACAACAUUUAUACCAAAUGAAUUGGUGAAGAAUGUUCUGACCAUGAUGUCUGUGGUUGGUAGAAUAAGAAGCAAUGUUUAAUUCACUGAAGUUUCUCAAUAUAGUACAUAAUGAACAAUUAGAGUAUAGAGGUAUUUUCAGUUACCUAAAAAUGUUACUAUAAAAUUAAAGUAUCGUGAGAUA